AUGGGUAAUGAAAGUAAGAUUACAGAGAAUAAUAAGAAGAAAAAUGGUUCUUUUCGGUCCAUAUUCAUGCAUGCUGAUAGUUACGAUGCCGUGUUGAUGAGUUUAGGGUUGUUGGGAGCCAUUGGUGAUGGAAUUUUAUUGCCGGUUAUGUUUUUAGUCACUAGCAAAAUCAUGAACACUUUUGGCAGUGCAACCACAUCACUCACUCAAGAUUUCACUCAACGGGUUAACGAGAAUGCAGUGCUUUUGUGUUACAUGGCUUGUGGACAAUGGGUUGCUUGUUUUCUUGAGGGAUAUUGCUGGACAAGAACAGGAGAGAGGCAAGCUUCAAGAUUAAGAACAAGAUAUUUAAAAGCAGUGAUGAGGCAAGAUGUGGGCUACUUUGAUUUGCAUGUUACCAGCACUGUCGAGGUUAUUACAAGUGUCUCUAGUGAUAGUCUUGUCAUUCAAGAUGUCAUUAGUGAAAAGGUUCCAGUCUUUGUGAUGAACUUGUCAACUUUCAUUAGUUCCUACAUAGUGGGACUCGCAAUGCUUUGGAGGCUAGCUAUUGUAGGAUUCCCCUUCGUCGUACUUCUCAUCAUUCCAGGUUUAAUGUACGGAAGGGCUCUCAUGAGCAUUGCAGGAAGGAUCAGGGACGAGUACAAUAAAGCUAGUACAGUAGUUGAACAAGCAAUUUCUUCAGUUCGGACAGUUUAUUCUUUUGUUGGAGAAAGCAAGACAAUUGCUGAAUACUCUGCUGCUCUUCAAGAGACUGUGAAUUUGGGAUUAAAACAAGGUUUAGCUAAAGGAUUGGCUAUUGGAAGUAAUGGUGUGGUGUUUGCAAUUUGGUCAUUCAUGUGUUAUUAUGGUAGCAGAAUGGUUAUGUAUCAUGGGGCUCAGGGUGGAACAGUUUUUAUAGUCUGUGCGGCCAUCAUCGUCGGCGGAUUAGCAUUGGGUUCUAGUUUAUCAAACCUAAAGCACUUCUCGGAAGCAAGUGCAGCAGGCGAACGCAUAAUGGAAGUCAUAAAAAGAGUACCCAAAAUCGAUUCAGAGAAUUUAGAAGGCCAAAUCCUCCACAAGGUUUCCGGGGAAGUCGAAUUCAAACACGUAGAAUUCGCAUACCCCUCAAGGCCUGAAAGCACAAUUUUGCAAGAUUUCAGUCUGAAAAUCCCAGCAGGAAAAACAGUAGCAUUGGUUGGAGGAAGUGGGUCUGGAAAAUCAACGGUAAUUGCCCUUCUGCAGAGAUUUUAUGAUCCUUUAGGAGGUGAAAUUUUGCUUGAUGGUGUCAAAAUUGAUAAAUUGCAAUUGAAGUGGCUGAGAUCACAAAUGGGUUUGGUGAGUCAGGAGCCGGCACUGUUUGCUACUUCUAUAAAAGAGAAUAUACUUUUUGGGAAAGAAGAUGCACCCAUGGAAGAGGUUAUUGAAUCUGCCAAAGCUUCAAAUGCUCAUAAUUUUAUUUCCCAGUUGCCUCAAGGUUAUGAUACCCAGGUGGGUGAGAGAGGAAUACAGAUGUCUGGGGGGCAAAAGCAGAGAAUAGCAAUAGCCAGAGCUGUGAUUAAGGCACCAAAAAUUCUAUUGCUAGAUGAGGCCACCAGCGCAUUGGACUCGGAAUCAGAGCGAGUGGUCCAGGAAGCAUUGGAUAUGGCAGCCAUGGGUCGGACAACCAUCAUCAUAGCCCACCGCCUCUCAACUAUCAGAAAUGCUGACCUCAUUGCAGUAGUGCAUAACGGUCAGGUCAUGGAAAUGGGCUCACAUGAUGAGCUUAUUGAAGAUGAACAUGGCUUAUACACGUCUCUUGUCCGGCUUCAACAGACUGAGAAAAGUGCAGAAUGUACAAGUGCUAAUUAUAUUAUUGCUUCGACAUCCAUUCCAAAUGCUGAUAUUCACAACACUAGUAGUCGAAGACUAUCAAUUGUGAGUCGGUCCAGUUCAGCUAAUUCAGUUGCACCGAGUCGAGGAUUAGAAACUGCACCAGUUUCUAGUGAUCAAGUUGUUGCAGUACCUUCAUUUAGAAGACUACUAGCUAUGAAUCUGCCAGAAUGGAGGCAAGCUAUAUUAGGGUGUACAAGUGCAGUAUUAUUUGGUGCAGUUCAGCCAGUGUAUGCAUUUGCAUUGGGGUCAAUGAUCUCAGUGUAUUUUCUACCGAAUCAUAGUGCGAUUCAGGAGAGAACAACAACAUAUGCCUUCUUUUUUCUUGGACUAGCUAUUUUCUCACUCUUGAUCAAUAUAUGCCAGCAUUAUAAUUUUGCAGCCAUGGGGGAGUACUUGACAAAAAGAAUCAGAGAGAGAAUGCUUUCAAAAAUGCUCACUUUUGAAAUCGGGUGGUUUGAUCAGGAUGAGAAUGCCACUGGUGCUGUUUGCUCAAGACUAGCCAAAGAUGCCAAUGUGGUAAGGUCUUUGGUAGGUGAUCGGAUGGCAUUGCUCAUUCAAACUUUCUCUGCAGUGACCGUUGCUUGCACAAUGGGCCUGGUUAUUGCAUGGAAGCUCGCACUGGUAAUGAUUGCCGUGCAACCACUUAUUGUAAUCUGUUACUAUUGCAAGCGUGUCCUUCUGAAAAACAUGUCCCAAAAGGCCAUUAAAGCUCAAGAUGAAAGUAGCAAGCUUGCAGCUGAAGCUGUAUCUAAUCUCAGAACAGUUACAGCCUUUUCGUCCCAAGCCCGAAUUCUCCAAAUGCUCGAGAAAGCCCAAGAAGGCCCACAAAAGGAAAGCAUUCGACAGUCGUGGUUUGCUGGAAUUGGACUUGGUACCUCUCAGAGCCUAAUGACUUGCACUUGGGCUUUAGAUUUUUGGUAUGGUGGCAAACUCAUUGCAGAAGGCUUCAUAGGAGCCAAAGAACUAUUCCAGACUUAUAUGAUUUUGGUGAGCACAGGCCGUGUCAUUGCUGAUGCUGGGAGUAUGACAAAUGAUCUAGCCAAAGGUUCUGUUGCAGUUGGAUCAGUAUUUACAGUAUUGGAUAGAUAUUCAUUAAUUGAACCUGAAGAUCCAGAGGGGUACAAGCCAGAUAAGUUAACUGGUCAUGUUGAACUGCGUGGCGUUGAUUUUGCCUACCCUGCCAGGCCUGAUGUGAUGCUCUUUUUAGGCUUUUCGAUUAACAUCGAGGCAGGAAAUUCAACUGCACUGGUAGGACAAAGUGGCUCUGGGAAAUCAACUAUUAUAGGCUUGAUUGAAAGAUUUUAUGAUCCACUUAAAGGUGUAGUGAAGAUCGAUGGGCGAGAUAUCAGGUCAUAUCACUUAAGAUCGCUCAGGAAGCACAUUGCACUCGUUAGCCAGGAGCCAACUUUAUUUGCUGGUACUAUACGUCAAAACAUUAUGUACGGCGCGUCAGAAGACAUUGAUGAAUCAGAAGUUGUUGAGGCAGCAAAGACAGCAAAUGCUCAUGACUUCAUUACUGGUCUGAAGGAUGGAUAUGACACGUGGUGUGGUGACAAAGGGCUGCAGCUAUCUGGCGGCCAGAAGCAAAGAAUCGCGAUAGCUCGUGCCAUCCUAAAAAGUCCAGCCAUUUUGUUAUUAGAUGAGGCAACCAGUGCCCUCGACAGUCAGUCGGAGAAAGUUGUGCAAGAUGCCCUCGAGCGUGUGAUGGUUGGAAGGACAAGUGUAGUUGUGGCACAUCGGCUAAGUACUAUACAGAACUGUGACAUGAUUGCUGUUUUGGGCAAAGGAAAGGUAGUCGAAAAGGGUUCUCACUCUUCAUUGUUGGCUAAAGGACCAACCGGGGCAUACUAUUCAUUAGUUAGUCUUCAAAGAACGCCCAACAACAUUGAAAUCAACUAA
This is a messenger RNA of Fraxinus pennsylvanica, 3750 nucleotides long. NCBI's taxonomy places the organism in Eukaryota, Viridiplantae, Streptophyta, Magnoliopsida, Lamiales, Oleaceae. The record is from the annotation of a GenBank genome assembly.